CUUCCGCUUCCUCUUGGGCAGGGCGGGUAAUCCGAACGUUUCUGCUUCAGAAAGGCUCUGAGGUUGGCGCGAGCCCCGGCGGCUGCGGCGGCUGCGGCGGCAGCAGAGAUCAAGGCCAAAGCUAGAUAUGUCCGAGAGACGAACGCGGUCCGGAGGGGCCGCCCAGCGCCCCGAGCCAGCGGCCCCGUCCUCUACUCAGUCUCUGCGGAGGUCCCAGCGGAAAUCAGGCUCUGAUCUCCCCAGCACCCUCCCUGAAAUCUGGCCGAAGGCACCCCUUGCGGCUCCAGUCAGAAAGCCCAUCGUCUUGAAGAAGAUCGUGGCCCAUGCUGUAAAGUUAAUAUUGUCUUCACAGAUCCCAUCUGUCCACUCUCCUCGAAGGAGCCCUAGGAUUGCCUUUUUCUUGGAGAAAGAAAACAAGCCUCCUGGCCAGGAGCCUACUAGGGAGGAUCUCUUCAAGUCAUGUAGUGUCCCCAGCACCCCCACCACCACUCCCGUGCUGUGCAACCCGGAUGUUGAGUCUAAUUCCAGGGAACAAGACCUAGACACCAGAGACUUGGAAAUGUCUAAGAAAGUCAGGCGCUCCUACAGCCGGCUGGAGACCCUUGGCUGUGCCUCCACCUCCACCCCAGGCCGCCGGUCCUGCUUUGGCUUCGAGGGGCUGCUGGGGGCAGAAGACCUGGCCGGAGUUUCGCCUUUGGUGUGUUCAAAGUUAACUGAGGUCCCCAGGGUCCCCGCAAAUCCCUGGGCCCCGGACACAACUCUCCCUGGAAUCUCCCCACCAGUCGUGAAGGAGAAACGGAAGAAGAAGAAGGCGCCAGAGAUCCUGAAAUCGGAGCUGGAUGAGUGGGCCGCGGCCAUGAAUGCUGAGUUUGAAGCUGCUGAGCAGUUUGAUCUCCUGGUUGAAUGAGAUAAAAUGGGGUGCAUCUGGCCAGGCCUUCCCCACUUCCCCCUGUACAUAGCUCCUUCUUCCUACAGGAAAGACACUUGGGGUCCCCUUCUUUGGCCUUGGUACCUUUCGCAUGUGCCGUUGCUGCACAUGAGGUCUGUCCUCUGAGUGUACAGUGGCAGCAGCCAUUUCAGCUUCAGGAAACAGGGUUCCCUUGGCCCGGCUUCGCACUGGCAUCCCGUCUCUGGUCAGUAAACCCUACCUAAUCCUCUCCUCCCUUCCUCUCGGAGUGUCCUGGCUGGUUUCCGUUUGGGCUACAGAUGAGGGAGGUGGAAUCCCUGGCCAGGGGUUGUGGGCAAGAGCACCGAGCGCCGGCUGGGAAGCAAGGCUGCUCUCCAGCCCGACAGAAGCAGGCUCCGAGGGCUGUCUGCCGCAGCCUCAGGCUCUCUUUCCAGUUGCCUUUUGGUGGCGGCUUGGUUCCAUCUAUGUAAAAAGGCUUGGGUUUCCUCUUAGAUUCUAUAGAUGGUCCAGCAGAGAGUUCGUGGAUUGAGGACAGACUGAGGAAGAAGCUGGACCCACAGCCAGCAGAGUCAGGUUUUGAAGGAGGGCCUCAGACCAUGGGUGUUUAUUACAUGGAAGCUGUGUUUUGUAGUUCUGUGUUCUGCUGUUGAGAUGGUUGGUUCAAUGUCAGGCUGAUGGAGCGCUGGCUGUGUGGGCAAAGGGUGCACUUUGGGGUGCUACGUGCUACAGGCUGCAGCCUCCACAGAAUCUGAGGCUCAGGGCAUCAGGUCUGGCCACCUGCGCAGGGCCAGGAAUGGGUCGGUGGGAGGAGGCGCCCUCUUUUGUCACUCACCUGUUUCUUAUAAAAUAAAAUACACAGUCAGCUCAGCUUUAAAACCGAAUGGGCUGAACGGUGCUAUCGCACUACUGUUUUGCGGCCACACUUACAGAGUUUGAGGGAAGCUUUCCCCACGGGCCAGAAAGGGACGGGGGUCCACAGCGGGUUUAACCUUUAGCUCUCAGUGAUCUCUCAGGAGGGCAUUGCCUGGGGCAGGUGCCAGGAGUUGAGCUGGGGGGAGGGGGUUGUCUUGUUUCCAAGGGAACCUCAUUCCCACGCUCCCAUUUCUCAAUGCUGGUGAAAGGCGGGCUUUCACAGGUUGCCCAGCCAUACUCCAAGUAGCUGAACCUUUUGACGUUUACAGGUUUGUAGAGGCUAAGAGGAGGGCAGAGGGGCUAGUGGAGAGCAGAGCCCGCCGGGGAGAUGGGGGCUUGCUUCGUUAAGGAACGAAGAACAGCGCAGGCCGGUCGGCGCUAACAAAACUUGCAAGGCCUGGGAGUCCCAGGCUGCCUGUUCGGCACCUCCCGCUUCGUCAGACUGCCAGCAAGCCCCUUUGCCAGCGCGGGCCAGACGCCCGCGAGCUGGGUGCAGCCGAAGAAUUCCUGUCCUCGCUGGCUGGCGCAGAACCCCUUAGUCCUGCAGAAUCAGGAGUGGCCAGGUGAUGUUGAGUUGAUGUCACCACUGCAGACCUCUCUGUGUCCCUGAAAAAUUGAGAAUGUGGAAUUUGAGGGAGAAUUGGCGUUUCCUUUUUAAAGUAAAAAAUAAACUUGAUUGAAGAGUA
Molecule: messenger RNA, 2505 nt
Organism: Pteropus alecto (black flying fox)
Lineage: Eukaryota; Metazoa; Chordata; Mammalia; Chiroptera; Pteropodidae
Gene: CDCA5
Product: cell division cycle associated 5
Exons: 6
Coding region: 128-907 (259 amino acids)
Source: RefSeq, a predicted model, not a curated record